This is a messenger RNA of Rhododendron vialii, 3298 nucleotides long. RefSeq lists its product as uncharacterized. The record is from RefSeq and is a predicted model, not a curated record. The transcript has 4 exons. Bases 364 to 3081 code for a protein of 905 amino acids. Lineage: Eukaryota; Viridiplantae; Streptophyta; Magnoliopsida; Ericales; Ericaceae.
CCACAUUCCCUCGUUUUCUUCUUCGUGUUUUCUUCUCUCUUAUCUUUUUCUAUCAUCUCAGUUUCUUCGUUGGUAAAAAGAAAUAGCACGGACCGUCUCAACGACCGUCGUCAUCUCGGACCGGAAUCCGCCGACACCACCACCGCCGUUACCCCUCUGUUAUCUCCGGUAUUACAAUCGGUCGUAUUGAACAACUCUCGUUGGUAGGGUUUGGAGCGAUUCUAUUUCUUGGAAAUUUGAAUUUGGAGGAGAGAUAAAGUUAGGGUUUUCUGUUAUUUGGGAAAUUGCAGAGCUAAAGUCAGGGUUUGUGUAAUUUGGUUUUCUUAAUUACGGGGAAGAUACGUUUUUGGGGGUGAGAGGAUAAUGUGUAUACUCUGCGUGAUUCAGAAGUGGUCACGACGGGUUGCUACCAUGCUUCCGUGGUUAGUAAUUCCACUAAUUGGCCUGUGGGCCUUGUCCCAGCUGUUGCCGCCGGCGUUCCGAUUCGAAAUCACGUCGCCCAGGUUGGCGUGCUUCUUCGUAUUGUUGGUUACCCUUUUCUGGUACGAGAUACUAAUGCCGCAGUUGUCCGCUUGGCGGGUGCGAAGGAAUGCCUGGAUUAGGGAGAAGAAGAGGUUCGAGGCUAUCGAAAUGCAGAAGCUUCGUAAGACGGCUACCCGAAGGUGUAGGAACUGUUUGACCCCGUAUAAGGAUCAGAACCCUGGUGGGGGACGGUUUAUGUGUUCCUACUGUGGACAUGUAUCGAAGAGACCGGUUUUGGACCUCCCUGUACCACCUGGAUUGGGGCUCUCAAAUUCUGGGAUUUUGAAGGAUUUGGUUGGGAAGGGUGGGAAGAUAUUAAACGGAAAGGCAUGGUCUGAUAACAGUUGGGUGUGCGGUCAAGAAUGGAUAGAGAAUGGUAAUUGGGUCAGUGGGUCUUUUGCUGGAAAGUCUAGUUAUGGGAGGAAGAAUGGGGGCGGAUUUUUCAGCGGCGAUGACCAUUGUAUGGCCGAUAAUUCUUAUUCACGGAUUCUUAUUUUUGCCUGCAAGAUAUUGACAGCUUUUUUCUUGAGCAUUGGAUGGCUCUGGCGGAAGAUCACUAGGGUUAGUUCAUCUAGAGAUGACGCUUCAUCAGAUGCAGAGCACAAGGGGAUGUUGGCUAAACAAGGAGAGAAUGGGGGGAACUCUCAGGAGAGUAGAGGAGAGAAAGCUCGCAGAAAAGCUGAGGAAAAGAGACAGGCUAGAAUGGAGAGGGAGCUAUUGGAGGAGGAGGAGAGAAAGCAGAGGGAAGAGGUUGCCAGACUAGUGGAGGAACGUAGGAGACUGAGGGGUGAGAAGAUGGAGGUUGAGAAAGAUCGUGGUAGGAAUUCAACUGCUGCCAGGGAAAAAGACAGUAAGAAGGAAACAGAGAAAAAGCGCCAACAAAAAAGGAAGGAAAAGGACAAAUGGUCUAGUAAAAGCAACUCGGAUGCAGAGGAACUGGAAAAGAGAGCAGGUAAGGAAAGUGAGCGGAAACGGGAGUUUGACAGGAGGACUGAUACUGAUCGAGGGGAACAUCACAGAACUAGUACAGAAAGUGCCAAAAACCUAAGCACAGAUACGGCACAUGGGAUUAAGGGUGCUAGUGCAAACAAUUAUAGCCGGGUAAAUGCUGGAACACGAUACCUGGACCGUGUGAGGGGUACUUUUUUAUCUUCUUCUAAAGCAUUUAGUGGAGGUGGUUUCUUUGGAAAGGGUGUUAAUACUCCUGCUGCUACUGUUUCAAGAGAAAACAAGCCUUAUGGUUCUGUAGAUCAGUUUCAACCUUCUGCUAAUUGGAGAGAAUUAUCACAACCCGCGAAAGCAAUUCCUAAUGGUGAUGAUAAAACCAUCAACCGUCCUGGGCUUAUUGAAUCACAACCAUUACCAGCCCCUAAAAAAUCAUGGCAACAGCUAUUUACUCGUUCAUCAACUGUUGCGCCAUCCACUAACACGAACGUCAUUAGUAGACCAAAUGGGAAGUCCCAAGCAGAAGUUCAAAACCCGGCUUUUUCUGGACUCUCUUCUUCUGUACAAUCGUAUGAUAACCCCAUUAGUUUUGGACUGCCCUCACCAUUUACCUUACCUACCUUUCCUUCCAUAGCAACAACUAGUAGCACAGUUCCUCCAUUAACAUCUGAAGCCAUGUUUCCUCGCAUCAGAGAGGCACCUCGUGAUUAUUUACCCGAAGAUGCUGACAUUUUUGAAGACCCAUGUUAUGUUCCUGACCCAGUAUCUUUGCUUGGGCCCGUUUCAGAGUCACUAGAUAAUUUCCAGUUAGACCUAGGCAGUGGAUUUGCAACAGACACGAGACUAGAAAAGCCACGUCCUUUAAAGAACAUAUCUGCAACAGCUGAAGUGAACAGGCUAUCACCAAUUGAGUCUCCGAUGUCACGCAUUCGAGUCUCUGACGGCAGGCAUUCUAAUUCUAGUCGAUUCUCAAGUUCACCCAAGGCCCAGGAUGUUGUUACCUCCCCAUUAAAUGAUUUAAAUACUGCAACUGAUAAUGGAACAUGGCAAAUGUGGAGCAGUUCUCCUCUUGGUCAAGAUGGUAUAGGUUUGGUAAGUGGUCCUGGGAGUUGGCUAGUAUCUCCAGAACUGAACAAAUCAACCUGGGAUGAUAUUGUGCAUCCUAUGGCUCAAAAGACCAUGGCAUCACUUUUCACAAGAGAUGAUCAAACUCUUGCUGGUACGCAUUCUCCUCAGAAGGUUUUCCUUGGCAAUAGCCAAAAUGGUGGUUUCCUUGGCACUAGCCAAAAUGUUGGCACCUUUCAUACUUCUGCUCCAGGUUCCACUGAUGAUCCGUGGUCAUCAAGUACUUUAUUUGGACCAAUGCCAGGAGCUGACAGCCACGUCUCUAUCAAUCCACGUCAGGAAGCCUCUCAGAAGGAAAUGAUGUAUGGUAGUCCCAAUUCAUCUGCAACUAACGGUCCAUUUGAAUUUUCUCCAGCUGAUUGUUGGGCCAAGAAGGAGUGGGCUGUACAGAGUUCAGGUGAAGGCAUCGGAAACUCGUCGAUCCCCAGGCCCCAUAUUGGUGGUCUCUAUUCCACACCAGAUGUACAGUCACUUUGGUCGUAUGAUUGAAAAAAGGAAAGUGACGUGAGUUAUGCGGGACUUAAAUACACCUUUUCUGAAGGGGAAAACAGCCUCUUUUGGAAGAGUUUAGAAUACUGAACACUGUAUCUCCUUUUCUUCUUUAUAAGGGGGAUUUACUUACAAUAGCAUGAUUAGUAUAACACACGCAUGCACUAGAACAUCAGGUAAAUCAUUUUCGCGUCAAUUUUAUUUCCGUCUUCUUUUC